Triplophysa rosa is the source of this 3072-nucleotide messenger RNA. RefSeq lists its product as uncharacterized. Bases 100 to 1701 code for a protein of 533 amino acids. NCBI's taxonomy places the organism in Eukaryota, Metazoa, Chordata, Actinopteri, Cypriniformes, Nemacheilidae. The transcript has 11 exons. Gene Ontology annotation, molecular function: O-methyltransferase activity; oxidoreductase activity, acting on the CH-OH group of donors, NAD or NADP as acceptor. The record is from RefSeq and is a predicted model, not a curated record.
ACGUGAUAAUUUACGUAAGGUUAAAUGUUUGGAGGUGUGCUUAUGCAACGGGAAACAUAGCAAGCGCAAGACUUCGAAAUCAAACUACGAUCAUUCGCUAUGCAGGCAGAUAAAGUUGCAGAUACUCCUGUGGAGUUCAUUGUUGAAUACCUGCUGAAGGCUAAAGAGAUUGCAGACAACAAUGCCAAUGUUCCUGUUGAGCUGCGAGAUAAUGUGCAGAAGGCCCUGGACAUCGCCAGCGGUCUGGAUGGAUACCUGGAACACAUGAGCAGCCAGGAGAGUGAACCGCUGGCCGAGUUGUACAGGAAAUCAAUGUCUCAUGACUGGGAUAAGGUGUAUGAGGAUGGGAAAACCUUGUUUAGGCUUCCCAUUACAUGCAUCACUGGACACGUAGAAGGUCAGGUAUUGAAGAUGCUGGUUCACAUGAGCAAAGCAAAGAGGGUCUUAGAGAUAGGAAUGUUCACUGGAUAUGGGGCAUUGUCAAUGGCUGAAGCUUUACCACAGAACGGCCGACUCAUUGCCUGUGAGCUUGAGCCGUUCCUCAAAGACUUUUCCCGGCCUAUAUUUGACAAGUCUCCACAUGGUAAAAAGAUUAUGGUGAAGACUGGGCCUGCUAUGGAGACCCUGAAGGAAUUGGCUUCGUCAGGAGAGCAGUUUGACUUGGUUUUCAUUGAUGCAGACAAACAAAACUACAUUAACUAUUAUAAGUUCCUGAUGGACCACAACCUCCUGCGCAUGGAUGGAGUUAUAUGUGUGGACAACACGCUGUUUAAAGGAAGAGUUUAUCUCAAGGAUUCAGCCGAUGAGAUGGGGAUAGCUUUGAGAGAUUUCAGUCAGUUUGUCACAAAUGAUCCUCGUGUAGAGCAGGUUAUUAUUCCUUUGAGAGAUGGUCUCACAGUUAUACGAAGAGUCCCAUUUACACUUCAAGCAAACACACAGAACAGUGUGACCUAUGAUGAGGUCUUCCGAGGAGUUCAAGGAAAGGCGGUGCUGGACAGGAUGCGUUUAGAUGGAAAAGUGGCCUAUGUGACCGGGGCCGGUCAGGGCAUCGGAAGGGCCUUCGCACACGCUCUCGGGGAGGCCGGAGCAAAAGUGGCCGUUAUAGACAUGGAUAAAGGAAAAGCAGAGAAUGUGGCUUGUGAACUGACAUUAAAAGGCAUUCCCAACAUGGCCGUUUCCGCGGACAUUAGCAAGCCAGAGGACGUUCAGAAGAUGAUUGACGACGUUGUUUCAAAAUGGGGCACAAUUCACAUCGCUUGCAACAAUGCUGGCAUUAACAAGAACUCGGCCAGCGAGCACACCAGUUUGGAGGAAUGGGAUCAAACCUUUAAUGUUAACCUCAGAGGGACUUUCAUGUGUUGCCAGGCGGCCGGUCGUGUCAUGCUGAAGCAGGGAUACGGCAAGAUAAUCAACACAGCUUCCAUGGCCAGUUUAAUAGUGCCACAUCCACAGAAACAGCUGUCCUACAACACAUCCAAGGCCGGGGUGGUCAAGCUUACACAAACCUUGGGUACGGAGUGGAUCGACCGAGGGGUUCGAGUGAACUGCAUCUCCCCUUCUUCGGAGGGAAGGAAGAGAGAAAGUGUACGUGUGACGCCCGAAGCAGAGCAUCCCCAAACCCCUGAGAUCCAAGAGACGACAAACACUCAACACAUAAACGGACUGUAUUUCUAUAUAGCGCUAGCUUGUUUUCUCAUUUGAAUUCUUUUUUAACCCCUCCCUCAAACAAGGUCCCUCAAUGUGCCUCUGAUUUCCACAAAGUGACGGUCGGUAAAUAUGCGUACGGGUGGAGGGGACCACAAUUAACGCGUGAGGUUGACUGGCGCCUGAUUUCAUUGGCAACUUUAGCCGCGACAGUGAUAAGCCGCAUUAUCUCCGAAAUUGGCUGAGGGAAAACAGUAAGUCUUUGAUUGGCACGACUGCUUUCCUGAUAAAGCAGCGCUGAAGAGAAAUAUAAUUGAGAUUUGAAUAUGUUAACCGAAGGUGUCACAUGCUACUUCAGUGCUUCUAAUUUAGCCCCGGUGUCGGAUUUGGUAUCAAGGCGAAUGGAAUCCAUUCGAGCAGGCUUAAAUCGUGCGGAAGGCUGUUGGGAAUUUCGUCGGCUGUUUUGUCAAAUGUGCGAAUAGACGAGCCGUAUUUCCCAUGCGGCUGUUUGGCGUGAAAUGCAUUUGUUACAGUUUGCCGUGCGUUUUUGUAGUUAGGGACAUAAGCCUCCUUAAAAUUCAGACAUAAUGUUAGUAUUGUUGCUAAAAGCCUGUUCACAUCAAGACUUAUAACUUUAAAGAUAACUCUAACUAUGUUAGCGUCCACGCCAACAUUUGAUAAUGUUUUUAUUUUAUAUUAAAGUUCACCCAGAAAUGAACAUUCUUUCAUCAUUUACCCAUCCUAAAGUCGUUUGACUUUAUUUCUUCAGCGGAACACAAAAGAAAAUAUUUUGAGGAAAGUUGGUGACAAAACCGUUUGGGGCCCCGUUGACAUUCAUUGUAUGGACACAAAACCACUGAGAAACUUCUCAAAAUAUCUUCUUUUGUGGUACACAGAAGAAAGAAAUUCAAUCAGGUUUUAAACAAAAUAAGGGUGAAUAAAGCAUGACAGAAUUUUUAUUUUUCAGCAUUUUUUUGGGGGGGGGAACUAUCCCUUUAAGAUUGCACGGAGCAGUUUCACAUGAUCAUAUUAUAUCAUUAUUAUAAUUAAUCUCAAAGACAUUGUUUCUCUGUAGUGUUAUUGUUGUGGUGUGGACUCUGCUAUUCUUCCAAAUUUAAAAUGAUUUUUAAAACAAUUUAAUAGUUAUAGUUGUUGUGAAUUAAAUGUAAAUAAUAUAACAUGUAAAUUGUUAAAAACCCGUAUGUUGUCUUUUUGUCUGACUCGCAUACAAAGAGAAUCUUCUCUCAUCUCUUGCUAUACGCCAGUGGUCUCCAAAAAAGAUGACAUCACAAAAUGAGUUGUUACGUGUAGGUGUUUCUUUAAGACGUGACCAAUAUGUACUGUUAUGAAAAAGAGCUACUUUACUAUUUCUCUAUUUGACAGUAAACGCAAUCUCACAAGGACGAGUAAAUCAUGAUAGGAUUUUCG